Messenger RNA from Capronia epimyces CBS 606.96, 528 nucleotides. RefSeq lists its product as uncharacterized. Bases 1 to 528 code for a protein of 175 amino acids. Gene Ontology annotation, cellular component: membrane; cytoplasm. NCBI's taxonomy places the organism in Eukaryota, Fungi, Ascomycota, Eurotiomycetes, Chaetothyriales, Herpotrichiellaceae. The record is from RefSeq and is a predicted model, not a curated record. The transcript is spliced from 3 exons.
AUGCCCACACACCUCGUCAUCACGACAUUGCAAGCCGCUGGCCUGAGUGCCACGUCCAAUGUCCUCGCCCAGUACAUCACGGCCCACCGAGAGAAGAAACCAUUCGCCAUCCACGUCCGCCCCCUCCUGCAAUUCGUCCUCUUCACGUUCCUGUCAUGUCCACCGAACAUCCUCUGGCAGGACUUCCUCGAGGACAAGUUCCCGGGAUAUACAUCUGUGGGUGGGGAGAGGAUGCUGCACAAGCCCAAUACGGCGCGCAAGUUCCUCUUUGACCAGACGCUCGGGGCGUUUGUGAAUACCCUGGCCUUUGUUGCUGCAAUGGCUGCGUUCAAGGGCAAGGGCUGGAGAGGCGUGCAGAGGGAGGUUGAAAGAGACCUGGUGCCGCUCAUGAUCAACAGCUGGAAACUGUGGCCCUUGGUGGCCUUGAUCAAUUUCACCUUCGUCCCAGUCAAUCAGCGAGUCAUCGUCGCCAGCGUCGUCGGUCUAUUCUGGGGCAUCUAUCUCAGUUUAUUUGCGGCGUUGGAUUAA